Molecule: messenger RNA, 1755 nt
Organism: Ostrinia furnacalis (Asian corn borer)
Lineage: Eukaryota; Metazoa; Arthropoda; Insecta; Lepidoptera; Crambidae
Product: CD63 antigen
Exons: 6
Coding region: 1-687 (228 amino acids)
Cellular component (GO): plasma membrane
Source: RefSeq, a predicted model, not a curated record
AUGGAUAAGAAGUCAAAGGCAAUACUUGACAAUCUCUUUCUUCCGCAGCUCCUCGGUCUGGCCGUGAUCGGCGUGGGCGUGGCGUUCCUGCUUAACUGGGCGCCGAUCAAGCAGGAGCUCCAGACGCACCUGACGGUGGCCCCGUGGGUGUUCAUCGUGAUCGGCGCCAUCAUGUUCGUGAUCGCCUUCUUCGGGUGCUGCGGCGCCAUCAGGGAGAGCCACUGCAUGGUCGUUACGUACGCGAUCUUCCUGCUCGUGAUAAUCAUCAUGCAAGUGAUCCUGGCGGUGCUGCUGUUCACGUACGGAGACAGCAUCAAGGACGGCCUGAAGAAGGGCAUCGACGGGCUCUGGAACAAGCGCCAGCACGACCCGGCUACCAACGAGGUCUUCAACAGCAUCCAGGCUCAGCUCAAGUGCUGCGGUAACGACGGCGCCUACAAUUACGGAUCCGCCACUUUGGACAAGAGCUGCUGCGAUAUGGAAUCGUUCGCGGGACAGACUUUGGGCUGCACCAUCGCCAACGCCAACACUGGCUGCCGGGAGCGGAUCGCGGACCUGUACGAGAAGUGGAACAAGCCCAUUGCCGGCAUCGCCAUCGGUAUCGCCUGUAUUGAGGUGGUCGGAGCCCUCUUCUCGCUGUGUCUCGCCAACUCGAUACGAAACAUGGACAGAAGGUCUCACUACUAAUAUUUUGUACAUUUAAACUGGUACGUAUAAAGCGAUGGCGACACGAAGCAAACAUUCGAUUAAGAACAAUAAAAUUAUGAGAAUUACAAUGUCGAAUAUUUUAUGUAUAUUAUUAUAUUAUUAAUUGACAUUUACAAGUUAUAUUGUUAGUCUGAUCUAACGCUCACCCACCAAAUGUUUUGCAAAUGAAUAAAUUAAAAUACAAGAUUUAUUAAAAAAUAACAAGAAUAAAAAUCCGUAUACAAAUCGAGCAUUCUCAAAGCAAAAUAUAAAUAAGUUUUAUUGUUUCGGAGUUGUAACUAAGUAUCUAAUCUAAAAGAUGUUUAGUAAGAAGUACAUAGUAUAGUGUGCCUUUAAAAAUAGCCAUAUCUAUUAUGUUAUACCUGCAAAACGAUUGUUACAUUUAUUUUACGAAGUUGACCUUAGGUGUAGAUCGAAAUCUACUAACACCAGGGGUGGGCCAACUUUUCCGUGGGUCAUCCAACGACAGUUCGAAAUCGUUGCUGAACCAAAUUUUAAACCUUUUUAGUCUGCAGAUAGCAGGCUGACUUUGCCUACCCCUGGGAAAGUCUUGUAUCAUGAAACGACUCAAAACUCGAUUCUAUUUUUAAGUGUAGAUUCACAGUUCAGCGCCGUUUCAUUAUACAGGCUCAUCUGAAGAUGCGCUGUACCUACCAUUUUAGAUUAUAAUUAAUUUUAAAGUUCUUUUUUUUGUUAAACAACAUUUAAUCUAAAUUUUAAGUAAGUAUCGUUAAGUUACAUAGGAGACUGUAAUAUAACAAAACUACAGACAUUACAAGUAUUUUCUUAUUUCAACUGUAAAAGUUAAACGUCCAUUAAGCCUACAUGUAAUUUAAUUAUUCUACUAAAAUUUAAUAUUUGUAAAUGCAUUUCUAUGUGGUAUGUGAUUAUAGUAAGUGUUUUUCUCAUUCAUAUUAUUAUGUAAAUAAGUAGUAACUGAAGUUAUUGGGAGCAAACGUUUGUUUAUUGAAUUUUGAAUCUCUUGUGCAUUUCCGAUGAAACUGCUUUAUGUGGAUGAAUUUUACAUCAAUAAAUUUUCUACUACAA